AUGCCUCCAAAGCAGAAGUCCAGACCAAAAGGUAGUGCGCCUGCAAAUCGAACAUACAAAGCAGUCGAACCAUUAUAUCAAACUACAUUUCCAGAAACGAAGAAGCGUGUAACUAGGAACUAUGGCAAGAAAUCUAAGCUGAAGCUCGAGGAUCAGGACACACUUACGCAGAUGGAUUGGAUAAAAAUGCAUGAAAGAGAAGAACUGGAAAAACAAAUGGAGGAUGAUAUUGAGGAUAGUGAAGGAGAUUAUAUGCAAGAAGAAUCGAAACGAAGAACGAAACGACGGAGGACUAUGGGCGAUGAACAGGAGGCAAAGAAGAAGAAAGGAUCGAAAAACAGACGGAAGACUCUAGGAGAGGAAGGCAAGACACCAAGUUUCUCGACGCAGACGAUUACCCAGCUUGAUUAUUGGCCACUUUCCGGAGCACGAGAACCAGAAGAACCAGAAGACGAUCCAUCAAUCUAUGAUGUCCCAGUAUCCAGCUCUCCAGCAUUUCAACCACUUCGACGAAGUCCGCGAAAGUUUUCCAAACCUGUUACUUCUGAUCCAGCUCAGUUAAUGCCUCCACCACAAACGCCAAGACAUAGGAAGAUUCUUGAAAUUCCAUCAUCACAAUCACCGGCUACUCCAACGUCAAGUCAAUUUGGAGGUUCCUCACGGAAGCGGUCGCCACUCAAAGAGCAAUCUAUAAAUGUCAUAGUACCCUUCUCCCUACGAUCAAAUACAAUCACGAGUGCCGAAAAGAUACCAAAAUUGAAAAUUGAGGAUACUUUUGAGACUGGGACAGAUGAAAGUCAAGUUCUUCGAACCCCCUCAAAGCAUUCGAGUCCGGCCAAAACGGUACGCUUUGCUAUACCAGAUUCUAGUCAGGAAUCUUUUGCGGAGGAGACUCCCAUAAAAGAAGAGCAUGACACUCAGCGUGACUUCUCGCCAUCGCCUACCCGCCGGUUGGGGACCCCUGCCCCCAAGAAUAUAAAAUUCGAAAUCUUGGAUUCGGAUGCGGAGGACGAAGAAGAUGAGGAAUCCCAAGUUGUGGCGGACACCCCGCCAGGAACUAUCCCUGGCUAUGAAGGUCUCACGAAUGAAGGAGACACGGUUGAAAACACAGCUAGGACGACAGAGCAGGACGAUGAUCGCUCAACGGAUGAUACUACUAGACAAACAGAAGGGGACGCUGAGGAGGAGUCCGAACUUCCGGAAACAUUUUAUGGGGAUAUAGGAGCGGACACACAAUUCCAGGCUGAGCGGAUCAUGACUUCGUCGAGUUUAAGUGAAUUCCAAGAGAACGUUCCAUUCGGUGACGACGCGGCGGGAACUGUAUCUUACGGUAGUACCCAGUUACCACAAACCCAAUAUGCCAUUACCCAGCACACACAAACUCAAUAUUCUCAAAUCCACCGCACUGGAACUCAAUACACCCAAAAGCAGACCCAAUUUGGUAAAAGUCAAUAUCCUGAGAGCCAACGCCUCUCCACACAACAUCUGGAUGCCAUGGCACCGCGAUCGGAUUCUUCUGAUGUGUUCGUCUCUAUAUAUCCAACCCACGUGGAAAACAUAAUCUCCCGUGAGAAGAACCACGAGUUUCGUUCUUAUAGUUUUCCAGCUACUGUGUCCCGUAUUUGGAUUUACCAAAUCAGACCUCUAUCGACUCUUACUCAUAUGGCCGUUAUUGGCCCGCCCAAAGCACCUGGAGAGAUAACGAAUCUUGAUGGGCUUGGUAACAGUGAGUUCAAUAAGGGUGAGAAACGUUCCAAGUUUGCGUAUGAAAUCCUAGAACUAUAUGCGCUCGCAAAUCCGAUGACCUUGGAAGAAUUGAAGAGUCGACAAUGGUUCAAGGCUGCUCCACAGAAAUAUAAUAAGGUCCCACCCGCAGUCUUAGGAGAACUGAUUGCGAAUUUAUUACCACCUCUUUUCACACAAUCUUCUUCGGCUGUCGAUAAUAUACAUCCCGCAUCCACACUGCACAAGAAAUCAAGCACGAGCACUGAAUCUCAAGAGGUACAUGAUCAGAUCACGAAUAACAUUCAACAAUUCUCACACACGCAAGUGCCCUCUUCCUCGCCCCCUUCGUCGCCACCUUCUUCACCCCCAAUCGCAACGCAAACUCCUGUGAUUCACGUACCAUCUUCACAACGUCAGUUGGUGAGGCUAUCACAAGCUUCGACGGUUGAUUAUACACAAACCCAAACACCUGCUACUCCACAUCGUCUACGAAAUCGACGAAAGGAAACUCCUAUUCCAGAGAUAAUUCCGGAGUCACCGGCAAAAUCUAUUCCUUCUUCCUCGCGUGGUAGUAGUCCGGUGCAGAUAUUGACACCUAUUGUGCCGAGAAGAGGGGAGAGAAGGGUUAUUGAGAUUGAAAGUCAGAGUGAUGAUGAGGAUGACUUGGACGAGGAUAGUUUGCCUGUUGUAGCGACGAGGAGAGAGCGUGUGGUUAUUGAGAUUGAGAGCCAGAUCGAGGAUGAGAAUGAAAAUGAAUGUGAAAAAAACAAUGAAAGAAAAGACGGCCACGAUAUAGGAGAUGAAGAAAACGAAGACGAACGCAUUCCAGAUAACGACCCAAUAGAAGAAGAGGGUGAACAAGAGUCACACCACCCCUCUUCAACGCCCGCCCCUUACUCUCUGAUUCGUUCGUCACAACUCAUGUCCCGAAGCCAAAUGAUGCGCGAACAAGAUAGUUUGAUAGAUUGGGAGAUUGUGGGACCGCCACCGCCACCAACAGAUGUUGCUCCGAAAGCUGCUGUGCGAUGGGUAGAAAUGGAGUCAUCUUGUAUGCCAGUGCCUCCGGAUCCGGAUGAUGAUGAAUUGUGA
Molecule: messenger RNA, 2814 nt
Organism: Botrytis sinoallii
Lineage: Eukaryota; Fungi; Ascomycota; Leotiomycetes; Helotiales; Sclerotiniaceae
Exons: 1
Coding region: 1-2814 (937 amino acids)
Source: RefSeq, a predicted model, not a curated record